Gymnodraco acuticeps is the source of this 5024-nucleotide messenger RNA. RefSeq names its product zinc finger protein 512B (gene znf512b). The coding region runs from base 1 to 1575 and encodes 524 amino acids. The transcript is spliced from 10 exons. Gene Ontology annotation, molecular function: zinc ion binding. The record is from RefSeq and is a predicted model, not a curated record. NCBI's taxonomy places the organism in Eukaryota, Metazoa, Chordata, Actinopteri, Perciformes, Bathydraconidae.
AUGACUAAGGUGGAGGAGAAGCUGAAGGCGGGCCGUGUGAAAAAAUCAGAGGGGAGUGGGUUCAGUGAGGAGCCCCAGAGAAGACCUUCUUCAAGUCAGUCGUCCAAGAAAGAUCCAGCUACAACCAGCUCUGGUGCUGACACCCAAUGGCAGCGAGCUAUCCACGAUCGAGGUGAAGUGGUGUGUCCCACCUGCUCCAUCGUCACCAGGAAAACAGUCCACGGCCUCAAGAAACACAUGGAGAUCUGUCAGAAGCUCCAGGAUGCUCUGAAGUGCCAGCAGUGCCACAAACAGUUCAGGUCCAAGGCCGGCCUCAACUACCACACCAUGGCUGAACACAGCACCAAGCCCUCGGGGAGCGAAGGCCAGACGGGCGACGAGCUUGAGGAGAGAGAAAGGCUGCGCCGAGUGCUCAAACAGAUGGGACGAAUCAAGUGUUCUAGUGAGGGCUGCUCAGCCCACUUUUCCAGCCUGAUGGGCUACCAGUAUCACCAGAAACGUUGUGGAAGCGAGUUCUCUGACGAUCAGAAGCCUGUGUUUCUGUGCCAGCACUGUGGAAAAACCUACCGCUCCAAGGCUGGCAGAGACUACCAUGUGCGCACCGAUCACUCCUCGGCCAUCACCACCACCAACAAUAACGGCAAGGACUUUAUCACUGACACCAACAACAACACCGGGAAAGAUAAGGUUGUCUCUGAGGAGUCUCCAUCAUUAGGCCACAAGGAGCCAAGUCCACUUGAGAAAGCACCAUCGGGCCACUCUAAGGAGAAGGAAAGAGAAGCCAGGGAAAAGGAGAAGGCGAGGGAGCAAGUCAAAGAAAAGGUAGCACAGACUGCGAGCCAGGGGGAUGACUUCGACCGGACGCCCAGCGGCAGAGUGAGGCGCCGCUCUGCUCAGGUGGCCGUGUUCCACCUGCAGGAGAUAGCAGAGGACGAGCUGGCCAAAGACUGGGGCACCAAGCGCCGCAUCAAGGACGACCUGGUGCCUGACAGCAAGAGGUUAAAUUACACCCGUCCUGGCCUCCCAAACUUCAGCCACGAGCUAUUAGAGACGUGGAAGAACCAAGUCAAGGAGAAGGGCUUCAUCUGCUGUCCCAAUGAGAACUGUGAAGCUGUCUAUUCCAGUGUAUCGGGACUAAAAGCUCACCUUGCCAACUGCAGCCAGGGAGGUGGAGAACUGGGAAAGUACACCUGUCUGAUCUGUCAGAAGGAGUUUAGCUCAGAGAGUGGUGUGAAGUACCAUAUCAGCAAGACACACUCACAGAACUGGUUUCGUGCAGCAGUCAGUCAGGUGGUCUCUACUACCAAGAGUAAAGCGCCAGAGGACAAUGGGAUCAAGGCUGAGGUGAGGAACGGUGCCACGGCUGGUAAGAAGAGGGGCCGCAAGCCCAAAGAGCGCCCCCCUGUGGUUGCACUUCUCCAAACAAAAACUGAAGCUCCUACUAUUUCUCAAAACUCAACCCCUGCUGUGACCCCUUCACAGUCCCCCUCCCCGCUCCCCGACCCAUCGGACAGUGCUGCCCCAGGCCAAAACAGACAGCCCCUCCCCUCCAGCGCCAGACGAAGCAAACCGUAAAGGCUGUUAUUGUCAGAGUAGCUCUGCUUUUGUCCCCCCAGGAGCCAGAGAGGAGUCUCGCUGUAAAUGUUGUGCCAGGAAGCUAAGAGACCUUUCUAACUCCACAAGGACUUGGCACUGAGAAGAAAGUAAAAUCAACCCUUAAGAAGUAAAACAUUUAGUACAGACUUUUUGAAAUCCCAGCGUAAAUGUGUCUGCUGUUAUAAACAAUGCUCAUGUAACAGUGGGGUUUUAAUUCUCCAUUCCACUUUUGUCUCCUUUUGAAUACACAUAUUUCUGUUUCUGUACUCACAGCAGGUGUCAGUAGUAUUUCAAGAUAAAAUCCUGACUACUACAUGGUUAGCAUUUUCUAAACAGAGGUAGUAUUCCAAACAGAGGCAGAGUAAUUCUCUCUACAAUAUCAAUGUUGUGUUUGAGAGGUUUUAAAAAGGAUAUUCUAUUAGCAUGGUGAAGUCAUUUAAUGAUAGCUAGUGUUUUCACAUUUUUUCCACAGAUAUACUGUACUGUGUACAUAAACAAUAUCUAUAUCUAUAUAUCUAUAUACUCAAAGCAAUGAUGCCAUCUGUCAUUCUAAAGCCUGACACGUCCAAGUAGAUCAUGAGCAGUCAGAAUCUAUUGCAGUGUGUGCUGUAGUGCAAUGUUGCUUUUACAUUUGUUUUUUCCUUUCUUGUUUCUUCGUUUUUUUACUUUUUAUUAUUCAAGUAAGCAAAUGUCUCAUAAGCUAAAAUAUUGGUCAGUUGUUUAUCAUUUCACUUCAGUGAUAUUUACUUUUUGUUUUAUCUGAUUUUAGAACAUUAUGGUGAAAGGUAUCUGCUUAGAGGACCAUAAUUAGGUGAUCAUUUCUAUACUUCUUUUACACUGAAAUUAAUUAGCAGAAUAACCCAAAAAAGUGAUUGUUUGAAAUUUUCCAUUAGAAACGUAUAUGUUAAUAAUUAAUAUGGCAUUGUUUAAUCGAUUUUAAACAAAAAAAAACUUGAAGCAUAUGUCUAAAAUAGGACUGGCAAAGCUUAAUGAUGGACAGAGGGAGGAACUUUGUGUGAAGCUUGUUGCACCAUUGCAGCACAAUCAAAUGAUGUGACACCAUUUUAAAGGAGGCCAUGUUUUGGCUACUGCUUUUUGCUUGAAUCAAAGAGCUGAGGAGUGAAUACAAAUAUCUUUUAUAGAGGUUGAGGGAAAUAAUCUUUUAUUAAACAGAACAUUUGCAAAUGAAGAUUCACUUUUAAUGAUGUAUAUGAAUUAGUUCCUGGAUGCUCAAAGUUAUUGCCUUGCACUUUAACCCUUAAACCCCUCUCGCUCCCGUCUUGUAUUUUUGCACUCCAGGAGUAUUCAACCUUAACCUAGUGGCUCUCAGGCACAGCAGCGGGGAUAUUUAACUCUGAUGAAAAAGCUACAGAAAACUACAUUUGUCUUUACAUGGGUAAUAAGCAGCAUGGUUAACUCUUUCUAGAUAGAACCUGUAAUCUAACACAACUGUAUAAUUAUAACUCACAACACAAAGCCAUAACAGGUCAUGGCUGCUUUACCGAUUAAAGUUAGUUUAGUUUAAGAUUAAAACAAUAAUAAUUAUGAAAUACAAAAUGUGUGCAAUCAAAGAAUAUGUUCACUGUAACAUCUCUAAAGUUAAUACUUGAAUCCACAGUUUUAUUAAAGAUUUGAACAAAUUAAAACUCCAUAUAUAUGUGAUUUAUAUUUGGAGUUUGUGUCCAUACAAAUAAUGCUUGUUAAAAAAAGACAGAUUGUAAAUCUAUUUUAUAUUCUCUUGUGUGUAUAACCCAUAUAGCAAUCUGACAGUUGUGAUGUGGGGAUAUUCUGGUAAGAUAACAAGGGUGCUUUACUUGCCACUCUACCUUAAGGACCUAAACUCAGUAAGUCCACUCAUCCAUCCUGCCACUCUCUCCUCACUGGCAAGUCAUCAGAAUGUUGCACCAACAAAUGUCAAUGUCAUCAUUUAAAUGGAGGACUGAUGUCGGCGGAACAUUUUCAAGAAACAUUGAAUUUGAAAUAAAUGUGUCCCAGGUGGUGUCAUCCCUACGCCGUGACCUUUUAUAUUGUAAAGCAAAGAUAGGAGCUGAAUUCCUCCACGAUUAAUCAACUGAUGGAGUUUGUUCAGGUGGGGAUGAUUAUGCAUGUGUCCGUCUCUGGUAAUGGGAUGGACCUUUAUCUUCUAUCCAGGUUCAGCAGACGGAGAGGAUAAGUUAGACAAGCACUGAUGGGUCUUUGGACCUUUUCGAUAUGAGUUAUCCUGACCUUGUGUGUGAGCGUGUGUGUGUGAGCGUGUGUGUAUUUGUACAAAACAGUUGGCACCUUUGUAAUGACUGGAUGUCGGAAAUGGUAACACUUUUUGUUGAGUUUAAUGCUGUGGCACAGAAUCAGUUCAUCAGCUGCUUGUUACUCGUGUCACAUUGACUGUGUUUACCUGACAAGCUUUGGUGUUGCAAUAUGAUAGUUAGGCACUGCUUUUAACAGUGGGUAUUUUAUAUUUUAUCUCACCCUUUACUAUCUGUCUUCCUAUGAUGUGGAAAACACAUAUCUAUCCCGCAGUGUAAGCUAACUGCAACAUCUUUAGAUAGUACAGCAAUACACCAUAUUUAGCUGGUUUUGUUGGCUUGCUGAUAUUUUGAUAUUGAUGUGUCUUCUCAAAAAUGUAUGGCUUUUUCACUUCCCCUACUUUUAUUUCUUUGCUUUUUAAAUAUUAUUAACUCUAAAAAAAAAAAGGGUGAAAAGAUUUGUAGACCACAAAGAACAUUGUAAGCCCAUGUGUCGGCAUACACUGUUAUUUUAUCCAUUUUGAUGAUGCACAUAAAUUGAUCUUUUUCAGUACACAUUGACAAACACAUUGAGCGAGUCCUUUAUUACUUGUUAUCUAUUCAAUAUGGGACAACAAGGCAUAUGUAUGUGUGUUUGUUUCUGUAUUUAGUGCACUUACUAUACAAUGAAAUAGGCUUGAAAUAGGAGUGUUGUUGGAGCUUUCUAGUUACCCUGACUGUGUGUGGUGUGACUUUUGUACCUGGGAAAACAGCAGGCUCAAGUGUCUUCCCUUUGUCAGCAAUGUUAUUUCAAAACCAAGGUUAAUCCCUAGACAUCCCAUUAGAAAGCCUGAGAAUUUUACCCUUUUAUUUUGACAACUCUGGUAUGUUUCUAUACAAUACAACCUUCUUCAAAAGCAGGAAAAGGCAUCCGCGCCUGUUGUCAGGGCCAUUGUGACAAAACUGUUGAGAGUUUUAAGAGAUGUCGUAGCUUAUAAAUGGUUAUGAUAUAAAGGUAACAAGUGAAAUGAGACUAAUGAUGUAUUAAAGAUUUCCAUAUCUGAAAUUGAGCUGUAUAGAUCCUAACAUAGGAGGCAUCAACACCUCCUUUGAGUCUGAACUGUUACAAUUUUUCUCCCAAACUUGUUGUAUUACCUGUGCAUUAAUAUCCCUCGACUGAUUAAUAAAGGUUUGUUGACUAAA